Ixodes scapularis (black-legged tick) is the source of this 3030-nucleotide messenger RNA. RefSeq names its product heat shock protein 70 B2. Gene Ontology annotation, molecular function: ATP hydrolysis activity; ATP-dependent protein folding chaperone; misfolded protein binding. Bases 422 to 2329 code for a protein of 635 amino acids. The transcript has a single exon. Gene Ontology annotation, cellular component: cytoplasm. Gene Ontology annotation, biological process: cellular response to unfolded protein; protein refolding. NCBI's taxonomy places the organism in Eukaryota, Metazoa, Arthropoda, Arachnida, Ixodida, Ixodidae. The record is from RefSeq and is a predicted model, not a curated record.
CCGCGGGCUAUCGGCAACGAGCCCCACGCGAUCGAUACACCUACGCAGACACUCAAAAGUUAUGGCCGAUUUACGGGUCCGGUGCAGCGGAACCUGCUCCCCGAAAGACUGAAGAGGACGUCGAUAUGGCCUGGCGACCUGGCGACCCACUGCGCUGAACCAUCGAGCAGGCCGCGACGGAACGCGUCUCCCGGUGACGCUCAGCGCACGUCACCCAGCAACAGAUUCCCAUAGGUUGGCCCGCUCACGCAUCCCCCGCUGCUUGCCAGCGGGGCUGGGAAGCGAUGCCGUGUGGAUAAAUAUAGACGCCCGGCGCGUGGAGCCUUUUAAAAGGAACCGGCCGCAUUUUGGCAAAACUGCUGAAAACACCGUCGCGGCAAGUGCUCUCGCUAGAUUCGAAACAGUGCGAAAUCCAGCUAGCAUGGCCAAAAGUGCCCCAGCCAUCGGUAUCGACCUCGGUACAACGUACUCAUGUGUGGGAGUCUUCCAGCACGGCAGAGUGGAGAUCAUCGCCAAUGACCAGGGGAACCGGACCACGCCCAGCUACGUCGCCUUCACAGACACCGAGAGGCUCAUUGGUGACCCGGCUAAAGCGCAAGUGGCUCUCAAUCCCGAAAACACUGUGUUUGACGCCAAGAGACUCAUUGGCAGGAAGUACGAUGACCCCAAGAUUCAGCAGGACAUCAAGCACUGGCCGUUUAAACUAAUCAAUCAAGGAGGCAAGCCCAACAUCAGCGUGGAGUUUAAAGGAGAGCGAAAGAUUUUCAAUGCGGAAGAAAUUAGUGCCAUGGUGCUGACCAAGAUGAAAGAAACAGCCGAGGCUUAUCUCGGUAAUGCCGUCAAAGAUGCGGUAAUCACCGUGCCUGCUUACUUCAACGACUCUCAGCGACAGGCCACGAAAGACGCCGGAGCUAUUGCGGGCCUCAACGUACUUCGCAUCAUCAAUGAGCCCACCGCAGCCGCUCUUGCUUACGGCUUGGACAAGAACCUGAAAGGCGAGAAAAACGUGCUAAUAUUCGACUUGGGUGGAGGCACUUUCGAUGUGUCCAUUCUCACUAUUGACGAGGGUUCAAUGUUCGAGGUUCGCUCCACAGCAGGAGACACGCAUCUCGGGGGGGAAGACUUCGAUAACCGGCUGGUGAACUACUUCGUCGAAGAGUUCACAAGGAAACACAAGCGUGACCUGAAAACAAACACGAGAGCCAUCAGACGCCUGAGAACUGCCUGCGAACGUGCAAAGCGAACACUCUCGAGCAGCACAGAAGCCAGCAUUGAAAUCGACGCACUCUUUGAUGGAAUUGACUUCUACAGCAAAAUCACAAGAGCCAGGUUCGAAGAAAUGUGUAUGGACCUAUUCCGCAGUACCUUGGAACCUGUAGAGAAAGCACUCCAGGACUCAAAGCUCGGAAAGUCUCAAAUACAUGAGAUCGUGCUGGUGGGCGGAUCUACGCGCAUCCCAAGAAUUCAGAAGCUACUCAAGGACUUCUUCAAUGGUAAGGACCUAGCCAUGUCCAUCAAUCCCGAUGAAGCUGUUGCUUACGGAGCAGCUAUUCAAGCAGCUAUUCUAACAGGAGACACGAGUGAUAUUAUCAAGGACGUGUUGCUCGUCGACGUUGCCCCUCUUUCACUGGGAAUCGAAACCGCAGGUGGUGUAAUGGCAAAGAUUGUAGAGCGUAACAGCCGCAUACCUUGCAAGACAUCCAAGACAUUCACGACGUACGCAGACAACCAAACUGGCGUCACCAUUCAAGUGUUCGAAGGCGAGCGGGCCAUGACUAAGGACAACCACCUCCUGGGCACUUUUGACCUGAUGGGCAUCCCACCGGCACCAAGAGGAGUGCCCCAGAUUCAGGUGACCUUCGACCUGGAUGCCAACGGCAUCCUCCAGGUUUCUGCAAAGGACGAGAGCACCGGACGCUCGGAGAGCAUUCGCAUCACCAACGACAAGGGCCGCUUGUCCAAAGAUGAGAUUGACCGUAUGCUGGCAGACGCCGAGAAGUACAGGCAGGAAGACGAGAAACAGCGAGAAAGGGUGACCGCGAGGAAUAACCUUGAGUCCUACGUGUACAACGUUAAGCAGUCCGUGGAAAUGGUGGGAACCGACAAACUCGAGGCCAGCGACAAAGAGAAGGUGCUGAGCAAGUGUGAGGAAGUGAUCAACUGGAUCGACAGGAACACGCUGGCCGAGAAAGACGAGUACGACGAUAAGAUGAAGGACAUGCAGCAGGUGUGCGCACCCAUCAUGACCAAGCUCCAUCAAGGCUCUGGUCAGCAGGCGCCUCCCAACCAAGGCGGCGCCGCCGGACCAAAGAUUGACGAGGUGGACUGAGUGUUGCCAACAUGGGAGAUCGUCAUUGUCCUUUGAACUGAGAAUAGAACCGAGAACUCGGUUGUGGACUCAUUGGUGGAUAUCCCUCGAGCAUUUCAUGCAAUCACUCGACAGUGGCGUCUCCACUUAAAUUAUGGGGGGACGUCAAAGGCUUACCGUACGCUUUGCGUCUUAAGUUUUGCAAGCGCUGUGAGUUCAGCUCCAUAACGUGUCGUGCAGAAAUAUAACAUAGCGUCAAAUACGUCGUAGAAUAUCGAAUUAUAAAAUAAUCAGUGGUAUAGUUUUGAGGAUGCGUUCAUAGCUUGAAAUAUCUGUUGUUCGCUUUAAUUUUCUAUAAUCUUUCAAGUUGGUUGACAUCUUUGUGUCGGUUGCGUUCGCAGCAACCAAAACGACAACGACAAAGUCACCGGGACAAGUGUUUGCCGCACAAAACGUGGCAGGCAAUGCAAGAGGCAGCUUCGCGAAGGAAUUAUGAGUCACGCUUGUUCGGGGGUUUCGGUCGUUUCUGUCGGUUUGAGUGUUGUGAACGCCACCGUCGCAAAUGCGUGACCGGCCUUUAGUCGUAUCUUUGAUUACUGUAUUUCGUUUUACAUCGAGCUUUUUUUUUUCCUUUCUUUUUUUCUGCAUGUAUGUGGGAGAGCGAGCGAGAGAGUUUUCACUCCAAGUUGUCUGCCCUAAUAAACGGAUCUCUUGAAGUCAAA